This is a messenger RNA of Medicago truncatula (barrel medic), 560 nucleotides long. RefSeq names its product calmodulin-like protein 7. The record is from RefSeq and is a predicted model, not a curated record. The coding region runs from base 1 to 540 and encodes 179 amino acids. The transcript has a single exon. Gene Ontology annotation, molecular function: calcium ion binding. NCBI's taxonomy places the organism in Eukaryota, Viridiplantae, Streptophyta, Magnoliopsida, Fabales, Fabaceae.
AUGGGUAUAACAGAAGCAUUCUCCAAAUUUGUAGUUGAAUUUUUACAAGCAUUCAAAAACUCACCAGGAAACUCAGUGCCUCAUCGUGAUCACCUUGAUCAAAAUCAUCAACAGAAUAUGCUCAAGCUCGACAAAAGGAUGAUUCGAGCUCUCGUUACUGUCUUUGGAAUGGAAAGAAAUGGAAGAAUCAAGAAGGAAAAUGCUAGGCAAGUGGUGGAGAAGCUUGGUUUGAUCUAUGGUUCUGAUCACAAAGAAAACAAGGCUUUUCAAGAUGAUGAUGAAGAAGAAGUGGUUGUUGAAGAGGUGCUUGGUGAAUUGGAAGAUAUGUCAAAGAGAAGUGAGUUAUUGCUUGAAGCUUUCAAAAUAUUUGAUGAGGAUGGUGAUGGAUAUAUAGAUGCAAUGGAGUUGAAGAGAGUGCCUGAUUGCUUGGGUUUGGAUAAAGGUUGGGAUAUGAAUACAAUUGAAAGGAUGGUUAAGGUUGUUGUUUUGAGCUUAUGUGGAAAAGUUGAUUCCGGUGAGUUUGAAUUGAUGAUGGGAUAGUACUUUACCAGUCUGUUCAU